Ostrea edulis (European flat oyster) is the source of this 3059-nucleotide messenger RNA. RefSeq lists its product as uncharacterized. Bases 353 to 676 code for a protein of 107 amino acids. The transcript is spliced from 4 exons. The record is from RefSeq and is a predicted model, not a curated record. NCBI's taxonomy places the organism in Eukaryota, Metazoa, Mollusca, Bivalvia, Ostreida, Ostreidae.
CUUUGUAUUUUUCUCAGUAUGUUAUUAACUCCUCUCACAGCUUUUAUUUGAUAUUCUUCAGACCAUGUACAGUUGUAAUGGACACGAAGAAAAUCUGCAUGUGGCACUUUAGAAGUGUGCUACAUGUUCAUAUCUUUGUAAUUUUCCCAGCAUGAUAUCUAAAGGCAUGGCCUAAAAUAUUUCAUUUUAUGUCAGUGAAUAAUGUAUUAAAUCAACCAUGCCAUUUUGGCCAAUUUUAGUAUUUCUUGAAACCAACCCUAACCUUAACGUCUAUACCUGUAGUCUGUAAUGCAUAUUUAAAUAUAUUUCAGGUUCUGUUCAGGAGUCCCUAAAUGGUAUUCAAUGUUCUGCAAUGCUUCCAGAGGAAACUUGUUAUGUUAAUGAAGAAGAUACUAACGGUGAUGAUGAACAGGUGGAAUCAGUUCAAAAGAAUGUUCCUAGGACAUCUAGAAAAUGCUCAGUGAAAUGGUCAAGAGAAGAUAGCAUUAUUGUAAGAAAUCAUUUUAGGGACUUUGUAUAUCAGACUGCCAUCUGCUCCACAAAUGAGAGACCACUGCAAAGCAAAGAGGUCAUUCUUCAAUUUCUCACAACAACUAACUUACAGAGCAUCAGAGGUUUAACUGCACAUGAACAAUACACCAAAGUCAGAACAAAGCUAUUUAAUGACAGACUGUGAGAACAAAAACAGCAACAUCCAUGACAAAAAUGUCAGGAACAAAGUAAAAGCAAUAAACAGAUUUUAGAUCUACAGUUGAAGCUGAUACAUUACCCUAUUGUCUGUCCAUCUGUUGUCAUUUCUUGUCAUCACAUUUCCUUCUAAGUUAACGAGAAGAUUUGCAUGAGACUUUACCGGAAUGAUUUCCUAGUGAUUUAGUUGGUUCUAAUGAAUUUUAUGGAGUUCAACCCCUAAGGAGCCAUGACUUAAAAAGUCAUCACAUUUCCUCCUAGGUCAUUGAUUGGAAUUUGAUAAAACUGAACAAGAAUGAUCCCCUAGUUUCCAAGAUUUCUGAAUGUCACUUUCCUUUUUAUUCUUUGAGCAUAAGGGUUAAAGCUUGAAUUGAGACAUGGUCUAUGUCUUUGAGGUCAAAAGGUCAAGGUCACUGGCCUGAAUGAAUACUUAUAUUUUACAGUUUAUAGCUCUACUGAGCUUAUGUGAUACCCUGUCGUCUAUCCAUCUGUAAACUUAAGGUUCUUUGCAUGGAACAGAUUUUGAUAAAACUCAUAAAAUGAGCUGGUAGUGGUCUAGAUGGUACAAAUCCAAUUUUAUUGGGUUCUGACCCCUAGGGGUCGAAUAAGGGGCCACACCCUUAAAACUUGUAAUAGCAUCUCCUGAGGUAAUGAAUGGAUUUUGAUCAUACCUACCUAGAAUGAUUCCCUAGUAGUUUAGUUGGUCUUAAAUUUUCAUAGGGGUCUGACCCUCAGGGGCCCAGUUAACUGCCACAUCCCAAAAAGUUUGUUAUUUGCCUCUCCUCCUAGGUUAUAAGUUGCAUUUUGAGGAAACUUACUAUGAAUGAUACCUGACUAGUGUGAUUGGUUCAAAUAAGCUCUCAUGGUGGUCCUACCCCUAAGGGCUUAGUAAGGGUGAACCCUAAAAAAUUGUUAUUGCAUCUCUUCCUACAUUAUUGGUUGGAUAUUGAUAAAACUUACUCAGAAUAAUCCCCAAGUGGUCUAGUUGGUUUUAUAAAUUUUUAUGGGGGUCAGAACUCCAGUUCCCACUUAGGGGCCAAGCCCUAAAAAGUUUGGUAUCACAACUUCUCCUAGGUUUUUGGUUGUGUUUUGAUGAAACAUACCCAGAAUUUUCCCUUAUUGGUCUAAUUAGACCUUAUAAAUUUUCAUGGGGGUCCGUUCCCUAUGGGCCUAUUUAAGGGCCACCCCAAAAGUUCUCCUAAGGCAAUGGAUGGAUGUUGAUAAAACAUACAGCAUAAUCCUCUAAUGGUGUAGUUGGUCCUAAUGAAUUUUUAUCGGGGUCAGACCUCUAGGGAUCCCAUUAGGCACCUCAAGUUUGUUGUCCCAUUUCCUACUCCUAGGUAUUUGGUUCGAUUUUGAUGAAACUUAUGCAAAUUGAUCCCCUAGAAGAUUAUUUGUUCUUAUGAAUUUCAUAGGAAUUGACCCAGUUAAUGGCCAUCCCCAAAAAAGAUUAUUAUUGCAUCUCCUUCUAUGUCAUUGGCUGGAUUUUGAUAAAACUUUCGCAGAAUAAUCCCCUAGUGGUGUAGUUUGUCCUUAUGAAUUUUCAUGGGGCUCUUGACCCAGUCUGACAAAGUAAGAGGCAACCCCUUAAUAAGUCUGUCAUUGAAUCUUUUCUCAGGUUUUUGGUUGGAUUUUGGAGAAACUUUCCCAGAUUGAUCAUCUGGUGGUCUAGUUGAUCCUUAUGAAUUUUCAUAGGUGUCUGACUGUAGGGGCCAAGUAAGGGUAAUCACAUCUCCCAGGUUAUUAGUUGGAAUUUGAUGAAACUUACUCAGAAUAAUCGUCUAGUGCUUUAGUUGGUGCUAAUGAAUUAUCAUGGGUGUCCUACCCCUACAAGCCCAAUCAGGGACCACACCCAAAAAGUAAUGAUGGCAUCCUCCUAUGUUAUUGGUUGGAUUUUGUUGAAACUGACCAAGAAUGAUCCCCUAGUGUUGUAGUUGGUCCUAAAAAAAAUCCAUCCUUAGGGGCCCAGUAAGAGGUCACAUUCAAAAGAGUAUGUUAUUGCAUUUUCUCCUAAGAUACCAGCUGGAUUUUGAUGAAACUUGCCCUCAAUGAUCCCCUGAUGUAGUUUGUCCCAAUUCUUAUGUGGACAAGUCCCAAGGAACAAAGUUAAUGCUAUGCCUAAGUAAAUUUUAAGAAUUUAAUUAUUUCUGCAUAUGUCAGUAGAGCAUCAGGUCCUCUUGGACCUUUCAUGAACAUGCUGUAACCUACCUACAGGUGGGGAUACUCAUUUAAAUUUCACUUUAAAUAAUAUAAUCAUGUUGUCAUGAAUUCUUAAAAUGCUUUAUGUACAUCUCUGAGAAAUCAUAGUUACUUUUUAAAUUGCAAUAAUGUCUUAUAUACUGGGAGAUUGUUUCAAUAAAUGUUAAAAUGUU